Messenger RNA from Cuscuta epithymum, 1039 nucleotides. Lineage: Eukaryota; Viridiplantae; Streptophyta; Magnoliopsida; Solanales; Convolvulaceae. The record is from the annotation of a GenBank genome assembly.
CCAUUCCCGACUCUUAUAAUGAUGUUAAGUCCGCUAUUAAGUAUGGUAGGGAUGAGAUUUCGUUAGACAUUGUUGUGAAUGGGUUAAGGAGUAAGGAAUUAGACCUGAAGCAUGCUAGGGGUAGUGCUAGUCAGUCCAGGGACUCCGGUGAGGCUAUGUUUGUUAGGGGUAGAUCUAAGGGUAGGUCUAAGAAUCCUAAGCAAAAUAGUCAGGGUAAGAACGCUAGUCAGCCUGGGAGGAAGAGGAGUAAAUCUAGGAAGAGAGUGUGUUACAAUUGUGGUAACACUGGCCAUUUCAUUAAGGAUUGCCCCCACCCUAAGAAGACCGAGCAUGCUAGUGUAGCUGUUGAUAAAUGUGACCUUGGUGAUAUUUUGAUGGUUUGUGACCAUGUUAAUUCUGUGAGAAAUUCCCUGUCUGAGCAUGAAUGGUUGAUUGACUCUGGUUGUACCUAUCACAUGUCCCCCUUUAGAGAUUUGUUUUCUACUUAUGAAUUAUGUGAUAGUGGCUACGUUUCCUUAGCUGAUAAUAAGAGAUGCAAUGUGCUUGGUGAUAUUUUGAUGGUUUGUGACCAUGUUAAUUCUGUGAGAAAUUCCCUGUCUGAGCAUGAAUGGUUGAUUGACUCUGGUUGUACCUAUCACAUGUCCCCCUUUAGAGAUUUGUUUUCUACUUAUGAAUUAUGUGAUAGUGGCUACGUUUCCUUAGUUGAUAAUAAGAGAUGCAAUGUGCUUGGUGUUGGUGAUAUAUGUCUGAAGUUUUCUUAUUGCCGAGUCUUGCUAAACCUUUUGCUGAGUCUGUGAAUGUUGUAUGUUCUGAUAAGACCUCUUUGUGGCAUAAUAGGCUAGGACAUAUGAGCAAUAGGGGUUUAGAUGUCAUGCGUAGGGCUGGUUAUUUUGGUAAGGACUCUGUGACUUCUGUGCCUUUCUGUGAAUCAUGUGUGUUAGGCAAGCAGCAUAGAGUCAGUUUCCCUCCUUCCUCUUACCCUAAUCUGUCUAAGUGUUCGUCUGUGCUUGAAUAUGUUCAUGCCGAUGUUUGGGGUCCU